CGACGCACAAGCGUGGAACGAGCGGAACCCUGCGUCGGCGUGAACGCGCAUGUGUGUGCAGGAGAAGUGCGCACAUCCCCGCGAUGACGUCACGUGGAGUGUGAGAGAUUAUACCGGGACACAUCGAUUGUAUGUAGAAGGUACGCCCUCUCCCGUCCCCGUCCCGGCAUGGGAAAAGUCAAUGGUGUGCCGGGUGAAUGAAGUGCAACGUGUAGCGUGCAUUCGUUGCCAUCCCGCCUGCGUUCCGUUUGCUGCUUUUUCCCUCAGCACGUUCGGAUUCUCAGUCCUGUUCCGUGAAAAGCGACAUGGCGAGCGAAACCCCGGCUUCCCUCAACAAGGCCAGCACCAUGAAGCUCACCGUCGAGGAAGGGAAUAUAUUCCUGAGUGGAGAGAUCGACAGGGCUUGCGAACAGCAAAAGAAGGAGAAGGUUUCUCGGGAAAACACUAUGACUAAGACAGCCCAAGAGGGCCUGGCAUUCAUCGAGUCCCAGAAUAAUCGGGAGAGCAGAGAAAAAGAAGAGGAGGAGAGAAAUGAAGAAGACGAAGAAGAAGAAGAAGAAGAAGCGGAGGAGGAAGAAGAAGAGGAAGGAGAGGAGGACGAAGAAGAAGGAGGGAAGAAGUUGAACCGAGCCAGCACGAUGCAAGUGACGGCAACGGAGGGGAAGAAGUACCUGGAGUCCCAGGGUGCCUCCCACCUCAUCCCCGAAGGACAGAGUCAAAAAUCAGCAGAGAACGGCAAGGCGAAACUCGCGAGAGACGGAACCAUGCAGGCUACCGCGAAGGAAGGGUUGAGCUACCUGAAGAGAGAAGGCGAGAGUUUCCUGGUCCGACGCGUGGAAGGAGCGACAAAAGCGUCGGAAUCGGGAAAAAAGAGGCCAUUGGAGGAAAAGGAGGAAGAGGAGGAAGAGGAGGAUGAGGAGGAGGAGGAGGAUUUCCCCAAGCCGAAAGCCAAGCGGAUCAGCACGAUGAUACAGACUGCCAAGGCAUUUUUUUUCUUCAAUUUCCUGGACACGAGAUUCAUGAUGCAUACUGUGCUAGAAAAGAAAGUCUCUCCAGCUGUGUAUAAGGCUAUUGAGCAGCUGGACAUUAAAACUUUGGAGAAAUUUUCCAAUGCUGAACUUCGACCAGUGCUGCCAUGUCUGGCUCGUAUGAGCCUCAUCGACCCGCUCGACCUUUCACCUGACAGUGUUGAUGCACGAAAGACAGUUCUUAGGAUUUUAUCUGGGAUGGAAGUUGUGAAUCAUAUUGUUGCACUACUCUCAGUGGAAUUUCACAUCCUUGAAGUUGAUAUCAAGAAGGAGCUACAACUCAGAGCCAAAGCUGGAGGGAAUGCUAGUGAGAGUGUGCUCCUACAGAAUUUAUCAAAUAACAUCUGCUUUGAGUUUGAACGAGGUGAUUCAACGAGGAAGCUCCGUCUGUUACUUAGCCAGCUUGUCUCCAUCAUAUCUCAAGUGAAGGAGCCUCAGCAAGAAUUCUUCAUUACAUCCUGUGAGCUCAUGGAUAACCCAGUGUAUCUUGAAGAGGUGAGUGAUGCUUUGAGUGUUGCCAUGGCUGAGCUGCCUGCAUUUUUGAAGCCUGAAGAAGUUGCUGAAGCCUUACUUCAUCUCAAAAAUGGACCCUGGCUUCUCUGCCGUCUUGUUGCCAAUGCCCCAGCGUGUUUCAUGCAAGUCUGCCGCUCACUGGUCAUGAAAGGAGAAAAGCAAGAUGAUGAAUCAUUUGGAGGGAGGACUCGAAGCCAGGCACUGAGACAGUUGUGCCUCAUGAACCCGAGCACUUCUCUCAUCAUUCGUUCUAUCUGUGUGGGAUCAUGUCACAUGCCUGGGUUGACUGUGUUGCUGAGCCUGGAUAAUGCCCGCUAUCAGGCAGAGAAGGACAGAGCUGAUGAUCCUGUUCUGAUGGAAGUAGUGCCUUUCAUCUCAGGUCUUUUGCUGGGCAAUGACCAGAUGACCCGAACCUGGUUCUCUGUCUUUAUCCGCAUCAGUCAGAAGGGCAACAAGGACAAGGAUCAGCCUAGCUCAAGCAAGAGGAAAGGACCACAAAAUGUGAUGGAUGGUGAGGGUGCAUUGAUGGCCCUUAGGAAAGAGCUUCUCACACGCAUUGAUGGAAUCUUGCGAUCAUAUGAGAGUCUUCCUGAAUCCAAGGCUGUACAAGCUUCUGCUGUGCUCAGGCUUUAUGCUGCACUCCGUGGCAUUGCUUCGUUAAAGUUGUCAGAUGAGGAGGUGAGCCUGUUGCAGGGCCUGGUGACGAUGAGCCCCCCACCAACUCCAAGUGGCUCUCGUUUUGUGUCCUUGGGCCUUUGCCUUCUCCUUGCAUGUCCAUCUUUGAUCUCACAACCAGAGCAUGAGAAGAAGAUCCUCCAAUGGCUUCGGUCCCUUGUCAAGGAUCAGGGAUACUUGGACAGUGGGAGCUGGUGGUCCUUUGGGGAACUCCUCCUCCUCAUGGCCAUUCAUUUCCAUGGUAACACACAGAGUGCUAUCAGUGAAUUGGUCUGCUCCACUUUGGGAAUGAAGAUUCCAGUAAGCCCCAAGGGACUGGCUCGUAUCAAAAACCUCUUCACUUCAGAUAUAUUCCCAGAACAGGUAGUGGCCAUGCAUGCAGUCAAAGUCCCUGUGACUGCAGGACUGAAUGCCAAUGUCCCUGGGUUCCUCCCUGUCCACUGUAUAUAUCAACUGCUCAAAUCCCGAGCCUUCUCCAAGAACCAGGUUCCCAUUAAGAACUGGGUCUUUAGGCAGAUAUGCGAAUCAGGAACUCCACUGCAUCCAGUCAUGCCAGGGCUUGUGGAAGUCUAUGUGAAUUCCAUCUUUGUCCCACACAUGCAAGGAGGUCAGCAGGGUCUCACCAAUGAACCCCUGUCUGAGGAUGAGAUCCUCUCACUCUUUGUGUCUUCCUUCCCUGCCAAAAAACAAGAUGUGGUCCAACGUUCAAGGUCAAGCACACCAACUCCAAUAAAGCGAGGACUGUCCCCAUCUGGUCGGAGCACUCCAACCCCAAAUGAGAUUGGGAUUGUAAAGAGUGGGGGUGGGAAGGGUGGAAGCCUCUCUACUCAGCUACUUCUUCUCUACUAUGUCCUUUUAUAUGAAGAUGUUCGUCUGGGGCAAGUACGAGAUGCGCUCCAUGGGCCCAUCAAGAAAUAUUCUCCUCACCUGGUGUCUCAGCUCCCAAUAAAAUUCCUCAUCCUUCAGGCCCAGAAGCAGCAAGAUUCCUUUGCUGGGCUGUUUCCAGCAUUGCUCCGACUGUUGGCCACCCAUUAUCCACAUCUGUGUCUGGUUGGAGACUGGUUGCAGGGAGAAGAUUCUGGACCAAUCUCCCGUCCACUUCUUUAUGCCAAGCCCAUCACCAAGGCUUCCAUUACUGAGGCAUUUGCCAACCUGAAGGAAUGCCCAGCCCGAGCCAGCCUGGUUCUCCAGGGUCUUCUAGCAUUAAAUCCCAGCAAGAUAUGGGAAGUUGCUCCCACUCUGAUUGGACGUUCCAAGGCUCUCCUUGCUCCAUAUGUUCCGAGGCAGAUACAAGAGUUGUAUCGAGAGGUUUGGCUCAAGUUGAAUGAGGUUUUCCCACGCUCACUGUGGCUCAUGACAGUGAAUUCCCUCCACAAUGAUUCAUCUGGAAAGGAGCUGGCCGACACAGAUGUAGCACUCGAUCCUCUUCAUGUUUUACGCUGUGAUCCUCGCGUCUUCAGGUGUCCUCCAAUUUUCUCUAUUGUUCUUCAUAUGCUGGAGGCAUACCUGGCUGCAUCAAAGGCCUACCUCUCCCAUCACAUCCAGGAUAACCCACUUCCAACUGUUAUACCAUCUGCCGUUCCUCAGGGUUGCAUCACAAGUGAGGCUGAGCGAGAAGAGUUGAAGAAUGCCUUGGUUGCCACUCAAGAGAGUGCAGCUCUCCAGAUCCUACUUGAGGCCUGCCUUCCCCUUGAUGAUGAGGAAGUAGAGGAAAGGAGUGAGCUGUGUGUAUUGAGGGAAGUGCGGAGCCUGGUGUGCUCUCAUCUACAUCAGGUUUUCAUUGCUGACCCCAAUUUGGCAAAGUUGGUACAUUUUCAGGGUUACUCAAGAGAGUUACUUCCAGUGAUGGUGAAGGGUGUGCCAUCAAUGCACAUCUGCUUGGACUUCAUCCCAGAGCUGCUGAGGCAACCUCAGCUGGAGAAACAGACUUUUGCCAUAUGCCUCUUGUCACACUUGUGUGUCCAGUAUGCACUUCCUAAGGCCUACUCCAUCGCUCGCAUUGCCAUCAACACACUCUUCACUUUACUUAAUGUGUUGCCGAUGCAGAGCCUGCCAGAUCUCUUUCGGCCGACCCUGGACGCUGUGGUCCGCAUCGGAAUUGUCUUCCCACCGCUGUGUGAGGACAUAGUGGCUCUUCUCAUGCAGCUGGGACAGAUGGCCACGUCUGAACAAACCCUCAAAGGUGCAGUGGGGCAAGACAGACAUUCCGUGCAUCUCUCGUCCCAGUUGACGGGUUCUCCUGAGCAUUGCAUUUUGCAGACUGUCCAGGACAGAGACAAGGAGUUGUCUGUUCUGGUCCAGCAGUCUUUUGAGCAGCUUGUUUCCAGUCUUGUUUCCAACAUGAAGUGUUAUUGAAUGAACAAAGAUCUCAAAGUUUUUUUUCUAAU
This is a messenger RNA of Darwinula stevensoni, 4603 nucleotides long. The record is from the annotation of a GenBank genome assembly. Lineage: Eukaryota; Metazoa; Arthropoda; Ostracoda; Podocopida; Darwinulidae.